This is a messenger RNA of Aureobasidium vineae, 5169 nucleotides long. NCBI's taxonomy places the organism in Eukaryota, Fungi, Ascomycota, Dothideomycetes, Dothideales, Saccotheciaceae. The record is from the annotation of a GenBank genome assembly.
AUGCUCGAUGCACAGCUGACCGAUAUCCUCGAACCUGUUCCUGCCGAAGACAAGACUCUUCUCGACUCCGACUCUCCCCUCAGCUCCGAAGACGAGAUUGAAUUCGACGCGUCCGACCGUCCUUCGACACCACCAGCUACCAACUCCAAGAAGCGCAAAGUCGCCGACCUCCAGUCCGCCUCCAGAUCGCGAUCUGCUUCGAAGCCCAUCUCGCCGCCAUGGAAGUCGUUCGCUGCCGAAGGUCCCACCACAAUCUUGGACAACGGAAAGAGAAGGUCAGGUCGUGUCAAUGCUCCAGCUCCCCCUGUCUUUGAAAAGGCGACUUCCAAGUCCAAAAAGCCUGUCGCAAGGACUCCGGUCAGCAAAGCUUCGGCCUUGAACGCUCAAACUGCUCAACAGACAAGUCAGCCCAAGCCAAAGGAAACCCCUGUGCCCAAGCGCGAGAAGACUCCGCCACGUCCAUCUCGCGUCUCUGCCAGAAUCAAGAACCUCGAAACUUCGCCCGAAGCCGUCAAGAAAGAGGAGCCCGCUCCACCGUCACAAUCUCCACAAGCAAAGCGCAAAGCUGGCCGUCCCGCUAAACCUGAACCUGAAGCUUCCACCGAGUCGCAACCUCCCGCGUCAUCCGAUCCAGCCUCAUCAACACCGCGCAUCAAGCUCAAGCUCAAGCGACCACAAUUUUCGUUCCUACCUCGUCACCCGAGUCAUGUUGUCAAUCCACCACGUUUCCAGUCUCUCGACGAUAUCAUCGCCCACUAUGACCAGAAAAGCAAAGAGGCCGCUUAUGAGAGUAAGGAAGACGACAGGUACCAAGGUCUUGAGCGUCGCGCACCAGAGAGAAUUGAGCAGGCACCCGAGGAGCGAGCUGAGAAGGAAGCUUCGGCACGUCUAAGAAUCCUGGAAGCCGCUCAGCCAGGGGGUCCUCUGAGCGAGGANAAAAGUUCGCUAUACUUGCCAGACGAUCAAAAAGAGCCCGCGCAACAAUACAACCACUGGGACCAUAUUUGGACUCAUGGCGCCUUUCUGAGAUCCCUAAUGGAGAAGGAGAAGCGUGCGCACAUGGACAGUGCCAAAAGAGUUGCAUACGCGUGUUUGGCAAGAUGGAAAGAACGACAACCUCAAACCGAAGAAGAGAAGGAGAAGCAGGAGAAUGAAUGGUAUAGACUCAUCUACUGUCAAACCGUCAAGGAUGUUCAACGGAAGUGGGAGCUUGUCGGUGCCGAGAUUGAUCGACGAAGGGCACUGCGUUACGCGGAAGAACAAAGGAUUGAACGAGAACUCAAGAUGCAGAGUAUGCUGGAGAAAUCGACAAAUCUGCUGGAUAAACGUCGCGCGCUACUGGAUUCCGGUCUGUCUGUGGAUGGUGAUGACGACGAUGACGCCGACGACAUCAGUCUUAGCGAAGGUGCUUCCGCUGAUGAAGAAGGAUCAGACGCAUCCGGCCAGGAUCCCGACAAAGAUCACCGCAUGACUUCAUCCGAGUCUGAAGGCAGCGAUGGCGAGGAAGGGGAGGACGAUGACGUGAACCUAUCUCCAGAAGCUCUUCGUCGGAAAUACAGCAACAUACCAGACAUACCGCAGGAACAGUCUGAGGACGAUGCUAGUGACAUGGACAUCGAUGACGAUCAAGACUCGAAUGCAGCAGACACCACGAAAAUCAAUCUGGAUGAAGACGAUGACGAAGCUGAGAUUGAUGACACUGAAGACAACGACAAACAAAUCCAGGAGGAGCGAGACUAUUCCAAGAUCCAACUGGACGAGGUGGAUGAUGCCCUUCUUGAUGACAGCGACGAAUCCACCAACAUGAGUGAUGAAGAUAUGAGCGAUGAGGAAGAAGAUGGGGAGGAUGACGAGGAGGAAGAAGCGAGUGAAAGCGAAGAUGACGGUGGCCUCCUUGGCUUCUUUGGUGGACGCAAAGCUCUUGCGAAAGAGAGUCAGACUACUUUAGGCGUUGAAGCGUCUGAGGAAGCUGAGGAGAUGGUGGAGCGGCAAGAUGAAACACCUGGGGAAGAUCCAGAUCACGACCAGGACGAACUCGCCAAAGUCAUCCAGGAUUCUGCUGAACAAGUCGAGCUCAGGCAGACGAACGGUAUCGAUUCCGAGCAGUCCGAUGCUGAGAACAUUGACGAACGCGAUUCGGAUGGGCUAGAAGCUUUGGAGGUCGACCAGAGCUCGGCUAUUGCGACGCCACUCGAAAACAGCCUUCAUGCGCCUUCCAUCGAGAACGCUAAAUCUGCAGUAUUAGAAGAUGUACUCGAGGAAGAAUCAGCUGUCUCUGCACAACAAGACCACCCUCAAGCACUGUCAGUAGGCACCGAUGCUGAGAAAGUCGCAUCCCAGAAACUUCACGCCCACUCUCUUAGUCCUCAUCACAAUAUGCUGUCAGCAGAUUCGCAUGCAGAGGACAGAAGCAGUCAAACAUCACCCAAGGACGACACGACUAUUGAGCCUACUGAAGCUGAAUCGACCACUAGUGUUGAUCUUGACGAGGCUGACAGGAUGUCCGAAACUAGUGACACACCACAGCCUGGAAAAUCCUCCAAAGUCAAGAUUCCUUCUUUACUUAGAGGCACGCUCAGAGAAUAUCAGCAUGAAGGUCUCGACUGGCUUGCAAAGCUCUACGCCAACCAGACCAAUGGUAUCCUCGCGGACGAGAUGGGCCUGGGAAAAACGAUUCAGACCAUUGCACUGUUGGCUCAUCUGGCAGAGGAGCAUCACAUUUGGGGCCCUCAUCUGAUCGUCGUACCCACGUCAGUCAUUCUCAACUGGGAGAUGGAGUUCAAGAAGUUCUUGCCUGGCUUCAAAGUUCUGUCAUACUACGGUUCCGUCGAGGAAAGAGCGCAAAAGCGCAAAGGCUGGAGCAAUCCUGAUAUCUGGAACGUCGUCAUCACCUCGUAUCAACUCAUCUUGAAGGAUUUACCAGCCAUCAGAGUUCCUGAGUGGCAUUACAUGAUUCUGGAUGAAGCGCACAAUAUCAAGAACUUCAACUCCCAGCGUUAUCAAGCCAUGAUCAGGCUCAAGACACAUGCUCGUCUCUUGCUGACUGGUACACCUCUCCAAAACAGCAUCAUCGAGUUGUGGUCGCUUCUCACUUUCCUGACUGCCGGUCAAGACGGUCAAGGUAUGGGUGACCUUGAAGAGUUCACAGAGUGGUUCCGCAGACCUGUCGAUGAGAUCUUCGUUGAUGGUAAGAGUAAGCUUGGCAACGAAGCGCAAGAUAUUGUCAACAAGCUACAUCAUUCGCUUCGCCCUUACCUUCUGCGUCGCCUCAAGUCUUCGGUCGAGAAACAGCUUCCCGGCAAAUAUGAACACACUGUGAUUUGCAGACUGUCAAAACGACAACGUCAGCUCUACGAUGCGUUCAUGGGGCUUUCCGAUACCAAGGCAAAGUUGACAUCUGGUAACAUGAUCAGUGUAUCACAAGCAUUGAUGUCAUUGAGAAAGGUUUGCAACCAUCCAGAUCUGUUCGAAGAGCGUCCUAUCGUCACCUCAUACGCCAUGAAGAGGCCCUACACGCGUCAACCUCGGUCAAUUGCAGCGGACUUCGAGAUCAAGGACUUGUUUCUGCGAAAGAAGAUGCUUUAUGAAGACCCGCACGAAGUGCUUGACCUAGACUUNUUGAGCCUCAAUCUGACAAGUCGAGAGUCGAGGUCGAGAUAUCACAUCAGACGCAGCAAGCAGCUUAGAGCCAGUCGGGCUAUGGAUCAGAUUGUGCGCAGAGAAGUUGAGAGGCUGGGCGCCAGCUCGCUUGACAGCUCUUCUUUCCCUUCCGUCAUCGGUCAACAAAACCACAAGACUGCUAUGGACAAGCUGAAUCGCUUGCGUCAGUGUGCUUUCUUGACGGAACAACGGACAGAGUUCGCGCCCGUCUAUGGCACUGAUCUCGUCGAGAGAUGUACAACCUACACCACCGAUCGACUGCGACAAUCGCCUCCCCUUGAUAAGGUUCUGCACUCUGAAUGGUACCUCGACUCCUCUUCUCUGGUUCAUAGCAUGAUCAAGAGUGUUGAUCAACGAUCUAAGGCGAUGAAUACCCUCAUCCGCAAGUUUGCAUGCAUCACUCCUAAUGCUGUGGCCAACGACAUCCUGCCAUACAUGGUUUCACGAAACACCAUCUACAACGUUCAAUCGGUCUCCCAAACGCCCGAGCCAGACGCUUUCCACGAGUCUCGUGUGCGCUUGUCCAUCGCAUUCCCAGACAAACGCCUACUUCAGUAUGACUGUGGUAAGCUGCAACGGCUGGCAGACUUGCUCCGCGAGCUUCAAUCCCGUGGUUCCCGCGCCCUGAUCUUCACACAGAUGACUUCGGUCCUUGACAUUCUCGAACAGUUCUUGAACAUCCACGGAUACCGCUACCUCCGUCUCGAUGGCAGCACAAAGAUUGAACAGCGUCAAGACAUGAUGGAGCGUUUCAACCGAGACACUCGCAUCGAUGUCUUUAUCCUCUCGUCACGCUCCGGAGGUGUAGGUAUGAACUUGACUGGUGCUGAUACAGUCAUCUUCUACGAUCUUGAUUGGAACCCGCAGAUGGACAAACAAUGCCAAGACCGUGCUCAUCGUAUCGGUCAAACUCGCGAUGUGCACAUCUACAAGUUUGUAUCUGAGCAUACAAUCGAAGUCAACAUUCUGCGCAAAUCCAAUCAGAAGCGUCUGCUCGACGAGGUUGUCAUCCAAGAAGGAGAAUUCACCACUGAUUACUUCAACGCUCCUGCCGCUACCGUGGACGACGAAGCUCUGGGAGAUGCAUUCGCCGGCGCCGCUGUAGAAAGAGUUUUCGGCAACAAUGUCGGCGAACGCAAUGUUCAGAAAGUUCUCGAGGCGGUAGAAGACGCAGAAGAUGUUGCCGCCGCUCACGCCCAGCAAAAGGAAGGCCAAGCCGACGACUUUGACUUUGAUGCCGCUGGCAAUAAUGCCACAGCAAACCAGAGCAGAGACUCACGGACGCCGAAGACGAGUGUGCCGCCCACACCUGCCGAACCUGCUGAUGCGAUGGAUGUGGAUGAGACUAAGGAUGCAGAAGAAGAAUUUGGGCAUGUGGAUGCGUAUAUGCUCAACUUCCUCGACUGGGCACUCAAGGACGUCAAGUAUGUUCCUCCACCCGACAAGAGCAGGCGUGGAAGGCUGGACAAGAAUGGAAGGGAUCGCAGUCAUCGACCGCGUGUACGGUAA